AUGUUAAUUGAAGCUAAAUCAAGGUAAUGUCUAUGCUCAAUUUUAUAGUUCCAAAGUGCAAUUAAAAUAUCGUCCUCCUCUUCUCACUUUUUAAGAANUUUUUUUUAUAUUUUCAUUAAUUGGCAUUUAAUAUAAAUUAUUUUAAGCUACCUCCUUACUGAAAAUUUUUAUAGGGCAGUCAUUAACUCUGCCUGCUAUCUAAUCAUAUACUCUAGUUAAUCGCAAAUUCUUUAUUCAAAUAUCGAAUUUUUUUGGCAAUAUAGGCUUCAAAUUAAAUAUUUGA
This is a messenger RNA of Paramecium octaurelia, 283 nucleotides long. The record is from the annotation of a GenBank genome assembly. NCBI's taxonomy places the organism in Eukaryota, Ciliophora, Oligohymenophorea, Peniculida, Parameciidae.